This is a messenger RNA of Solanum tuberosum (potato), 1788 nucleotides long. RefSeq names its product probable solanesyl-diphosphate synthase 3, chloroplastic. The coding region runs from base 290 to 1486 and encodes 398 amino acids. The record is from RefSeq and is a predicted model, not a curated record. Lineage: Eukaryota; Viridiplantae; Streptophyta; Magnoliopsida; Solanales; Solanaceae. Gene Ontology annotation, molecular function: prenyltransferase activity. The transcript is spliced from 6 exons. Gene Ontology annotation, biological process: plastoquinone biosynthetic process; isoprenoid biosynthetic process. Gene Ontology annotation, cellular component: chloroplast.
AUGAUAAAUAGAUUUGAGUGUUUGAGAAAUUUAGGAGUUGAAACACAGCCCAACUGUCCUUUUCUUCCAUUUUCUGUCACUAAAUCAGACCAAAGACUCCAUUUUUAUGUGGUUCUUUUUUAUCCACUCAAUUAUUUCUUCUUGGACAGGUUAUAAAAGCACACCCAAGUGUUCAAAUUGUUGCCAUAUCAGUUUUCUGUUCUUUUUUGCCUAUUGGGGUGUCGAAAAAAGCAAUCUUGAAGCUUUACAAGGCAAAAUUUGGUGAUUUAGCUAAGUGGGUAUUACAAAGAUGAUGUCUGUGAGUUGCCAUAAUCUUGAAAUUGGGAGAACCCCAUUGGAGUCUUUGGCUUGUGGGUGUUCUUUUUCAAAGGGUGUUUUGAGAAAUGUAAGUAGAAGAUUCAAUGGGAAGAAGUUGUUGUCUUGCAGACAAGAAUUUGGGCGUAUCUCAACUAAGGCUUCACUUACUGGGUUGGCACCAGUUUUGGAUUUGAAUAAGUCAGCAAAGCCUAUUUCAUUGACUAAUGUUUUUGAAGUGGUUGCUGAUGACCUACUUACAUUAAACAAGAACUUGCAGAAUAUUGUUGGUGCAGAGAACCCAGUUUUGAUGUCUGCAGCUGAGCAGAUUUUUGGUGCUGGUGGCAAAAGGGUGAGACCUGCUUUAGUGUUCCUAGUGUCAAGGGCCACAGCAGAAAUGUCUGGCUUAAAGGAACUCACCACAAAACACAGAAGGUUAGCUGAAAUCAUUGAAAUGAUCCAUACUGCAAGCUUGAUACACGAUGACGUGUUAGAUGAAAGUGACACACGAAGAGGAAAGGAGACUGUUCACCAAUUAUAUGGUACUAGAGUGGCAGUACUGGCUGGUGAUUUUAUGUUUGCACAGUCGUCCUGGUACCUAGCUAACCUUGAAAACCUUGAAGUCAUAAAGCUCAUCAGUCAGGUUAUUAAAGACUUUGCAAGUGGUGAAAUAAAGCAGGCCUCUAACUUAUUCGACUGUGAUGUUGGACUGGAUGAAUAUUUGCUCAAGAGUUACUAUAAAACGGCCUCCUUGAUUGCUGCAAGCACCAAAGGAGCUGCCAUUUUCAGUGACGUUGGCAGUGAUAUUAGUGAACAAUUGUUUCAAUAUGGGAGGAAUCUUGGUUUAUCGUUCCAGAUUGUUGAUGACAUAUUGGACUUCACACAAUCAGCAGCACAACUGGGAAAGCCAGCUGGAAGUGACUUAGCCAAGGGAAACCUUACUGCACCAGUACUUUUUGCAUUAGAGAAAGAGCCAAACCUUAGGAAUAUAAUCGAAUCAGAAUUUCACGAUGCUGGUUCUCUUGAGGAGGCCAUCAAUCUGGUGAAGACCUGUGGGGGAAUUCAACGAGCACAAGAUUUGGCAAAGGAGAAAGCUGAUUUAGCAAUGCAGAACCUAAAAUGCCUUCCAUCUAGUCCUUUCCGAGCAGCACUUGAGGAAAUCGUGAAGUAUAAUCUGGAGAGAAUUGAAUAGAAGAAAACGCAGGACAAAAGUAUACACCUUUGGUUUAUUAUUCUCUUGAAGCUCUUCAUAUCUAACAAUAUCUGGAGCAUAGAGUUGAAGCUAUUACUAUAGUUUGAAUGGUGAUCGCGAUCAGGACGAAAGUGCUUCACUAUGUUCAUAUACUCAUACAGGUUGUAAUUUUUCAGUUCCUAAUACAGCAAUAUGGUGUUCCAGCAUUCUUUAUAAUUUGGCUAAUAAAUUGUCAAAUUUCAACUGUUGUUGUACACUAGAGAAAUUUCACAAUUACUAAUAAUGUCAUGUAUUACUAUUUA